GCGCGUGCGCGUGUGGGAUCCAAUCUGCGGUUGAAAGCGUCAACAAAAGAUUAAAAAUGGUGCGUUGUUGUUGCCGCUGUGUGUUUGAGUUGGGUAGACGGGUGUGAGAGCGCUCGUCAGCAGCGCUACUGGAGAUAUAUACUUUCAACUGAGGUGAGGAUACUUAGAGCUUUGCGGUGUCAGCAAAAGCCUAAAUUAUGGUGGUAGAAAGAUCGGCGGAGCCCUGGUAACAAAGCUGGUGCGUUUUUUUCCUACCGCGAUUCCAGCUGCGUAAGAACCCCAAGCAAGCAAUUGUGCGCAGUGUGUGAGAUUGAUUUGUCCAUCCUUUCCCUUGCAGCAGACACAGCAUUUUAAUACAAAGAUACAGGGCAGAGAUAGUAGCUACGUAGCUAUCGACGUACCAUGAGUCGACACAAUGUUCACGAGAGUCAGCAAAGAGAGCUGGCCCAGUUGAGAGCUCAGAACCAAGAGUUGAUGCACAUCAAUGAUGAAUGGGACAAAGAGUACAGGGAGCAGAGAGAGGCGUUCCGCCGCUACCAGGCCGAUGCCCAAGCUGCCCAGACUGAGAAUCACACUGCCAUUGCUCGUCUGAAGAACAACCUGGCGACCGUCGAGGAAGAAAGAGACAGACUCGAAGACGAGUUGGGUCGCUACCAGCGGGAGCUCCACGCUCUGAGGGAGCGGUUGGCCGUGUCUGAGAGUAUGAGGAUGUGUGGAGGAGGCGGAGAGGUGGUCAAACUCGAGGAAGAGCUCUCUCUACUGAGGCAGCAGGUCAAGGCAUAUGAAGAAGAUUUCGAAGCGGAAAAGAGAGAGAAGGAGAGGCUGAGAGACGAGAAGCACUCGGCGGCAGUACGAUACGAGGCUGAGAAGACGUCGCUCCAGCUGCAACUAGACCGUUGCCAGGCCGACCUGGCCCACUUCACCGCCGAGGCCAACCGCCUCGCCCAGCAGCUGAAGCUGAAGAACCAGUACGAGGAGGACCGAUACAGGGAGCACCUGGAGAAUAAGGGGUUUGUUUCGCGGUCUCCUGGGAGUGGUCUACCUCCUCUCGAUCCGUAUGUGGAGAUUGAUCAGAAGAACAUCCUCCUUCCGCCUCACCGAGCUGCCAGCAACGGACUCGCAAGCCGAUCAAGGAAUACCGUGCAAAACGGGACUCUUCACAAUGGGCACCCCCAACUGGUGACCAACUUUGCCAAACUGUCAGUCGGAAAUGAAUACGUCGUCCCCACAGCCAGACUAAGCAAUGGUGGUUGGUUGCCUCCGGUGCAUAGCAACGGUCCUCGAAGACAAGGUGCCAAUGUCUGUCGUCUUGUGGCCCGUGGAGUGGAGAAGGAUGUGGUGUCAAUCAAGAACAACUCUGACGGACUCAGCAGCAGUGACAGCAGUUCCUCGGUGGACGACAGCGAUGGACUCGAAGAAUGCGUCCCUGACCUUUCUCCCCCUCCUCCACCGCUCGCCAGCAAAGGUCGCCACGCCUGCCCACACUGCGCCAGACGCUUCCAAGACAAGAAGACCUUCCAACAGCACAGGGACAAAUGUCUUGCAUAACUAUACUAAAGUAGGACCCCCAAGUGUGAUGCAUUUGUACAUAAUUUUGUUUUUUGCAAACCUUCUUCUUUAUACCCUCCACUGAAGGA
Molecule: messenger RNA, 1637 nt
Organism: Geodia barretti
Lineage: Eukaryota; Metazoa; Porifera; Demospongiae; Tetractinellida; Geodiidae
Source: the annotation of a GenBank genome assembly